This is a messenger RNA of Exophiala oligosperma, 417 nucleotides long. RefSeq lists its product as uncharacterized. The transcript has 2 exons. Lineage: Eukaryota; Fungi; Ascomycota; Eurotiomycetes; Chaetothyriales; Herpotrichiellaceae. The record is from RefSeq and is a predicted model, not a curated record. Gene Ontology annotation, molecular function: carbon-sulfur lyase activity. The coding region runs from base 1 to 417 and encodes 138 amino acids.
AUGCACGGCUCCUGCAACUGUGGCGUUGUCACUGUCGAGGCCAACAUUCCUCAAGAGGAGAAGCCAAAUGCCAUUGUCUGCCACUGCAAGAACUGCAAGAAGACAAGCGGUUCAGUUGGAGCAUGCAUCCUCAUCCUCCCUCUUGCAGAUCUCAGCAUCUCUGGACCGAUCAAGUCUUACGAAGACAAGCAGACAGACACUGGUCGCUCGGUCCAUCGACAUUUUUGUGAAAAUUGCGGCUCGCCAGUGUUUGGUUUACUCAAGGAGGUAUUCCCUGACAAAGCGUUCGUGAGGACAACGCUCUUCGAUGAGUUCGAAACCGCACCACCAACUCCAGCGUUGGAAUUGUACACCAAAGACCGCUGGGUGUGGAAUCAGCCAAUUCCCAAUGCCCACCAGGUUGAGACUCAGAUGUGA